AUGUCGCUGCAUGCCUGGGACUGGGAGGAUGAAGACGUGGAGAGCAUGGAGCCCAUGGGUGCCUUGAGCAACUUUUGCCAGUCCAUGAGCGAGUGCCAAGUGGAGGAGUGCCUGAGUGCCAAGGCCCAGGAGUCAGAGUCUGACCAGCAGUACAGCAGUAGCAGGUCCCCAGAUGGGCGUGCCAGCACUUUCAGCUCCGAAGUGCCCCAGGUGGUCCCCUGCAAAUUCAUCAUCUCACUGGCCUUCCCAGUGAAUAUCUGUCCAAAAGGAAAAUGCGUCAGGUUGGUCGAAAAACACAAGAAACACCCUAAAAUGGACAAACCUGCUGCAAAGGGUCACCACACCUACCACAUUGAGUAUUUCCUCCUGCCAGAUGACAAAGAGCCUGAAAAAGUUGACCUGGUGGUGUUUCCGGCGGUGGUCAAAGUGUUACUGGAUUCAGGAGUAAAGACCGUGAAGCCAUGGCACGAAGGGGACAAAGUCUGGGUGUCAUGGACCCAAAAUUUUGACAUCAACGUGACAAAGGAAUUACUAAAGAAAAUAAAUUUUUACAAAAUAACCUUGAUGCUCUGGGACACUACAGACAAGGUUUCAAAAAAAGUCAGGUAUUUUCGAUUAAAGAAAGCUGGAUGUUUAGAAGAUACAGAAUCUUUGGGUAAGUCUGAAGUGAAACGUUUGGUUUUAAAUCAGAGAAGACCGUCUGAAGCAAGCAUUCAGGUCAAUGAAGAAUGGAACCAGGAGUAUGAACCAGGAAAGCCAGAAAAAGCAGGAAAACUCUUAAAGCCUUUCCAUGUUAAAUGGAAGGAAGCGGAGAGGGGCAGGAAAAACCAGAAGAAAAGAAAGAAGUACCCAGCAGAGGAGGAAGCCGACCCCAAGCUGGCGGACUACUGGGCGCAGGGCGCCUUCUCCAUCCAGCUGGCGGUCAUGCCGCUCCUCGCAGGAUGGCAAACUGUGAGGCUCUGCACCCCCGUGUACUGCAGGUACCAGUUUCAUAAGGCUCCGGUUCACCAGACUGAGGGGCAGCCCCAUGGAAGCCGCGUCUCCUUCCAGGACAUCAAUGUCAUCUUCCUUGGGGCAAUUCACCCCAGUGACCUGAGGGAAUACCUGGAGGGCCCUCCCAUGGUGGUAGAAGUUCAUGACCGGGACCGAAAGUCAGAGGAGUAUUCCCGGAAGCCCACCCUGUUUGGGGAGGACCCCCUGGAUUCGUACCUCAACUCCCAGGCCUUCAUCUCUCCCAAAGAGACAGAGAACAACCCCUUUGAAUCCCAAAACAAAACGUGGGACCCUUAUGGCAUCGCCCGGGUAAGUUUUGCUGACCUCCUCCUUGGCCAAAAGUACUUGAACUUGGCUGUCCCCAUCCACAGCUGUGAGUCCAAGCCCAUACACCACGGCCAGGACAGCAGGAGCAGGAAAGUUGUGGGGUUUAGGGUCCCUACAGAUGUCCUCCAUUGCGGCCCAAUGCCCAUGGGCAACUACCUGGAGGCCAACUCCCUGCUCAAGCUGCGGGUAGACAUCGCGGUGCCCCUGCAGGCCGCAGCAGAAGGCCCCGAGCCCGACCUCGCCGACGCCCAGUUUGGCCGCAUCGUUUUCGUGUUUGACUCCAGGAAGAGCUUCCUCCUGUACAGCGUGCUGCAGGACAUCACCAUGAUCAACGCCAGAGCCCUCGACCUGGACUCCUACCCCAUGGCCACCAUCCGGCAGAUCCUGUCCGCCUUCAAGGUCCGGGUGAAGAUCCAGGAAAGGCAGGACCUGGACGUGCUCACCGGCUUCCACCUGCUGGAUGGGAAGACCCACCUCCUCAUUCUGGAAGGCUUGGCUGACCAAGGCUUGAAGCGGCUGUGGGAGAGCCACCAAGGCCGAAUUACCAAAUCAGAGUACAGGAAACACAAGGUGCUCUACAACUCUCAGCUGCUGUUUCAGCACCGCCUCUACGCAGACAUGGACACCAUCCUGUACCACGUGCACCUCUUCAAGCCACUGUCACAGCUCAUGAAGCACAUGGCGCUCUACCUCCACAACAGCGUGAUGAAGAAGGCCUUCCAGACCCUGACCAGGAUCUACUACAUCUGUCAUUACACCACCAAGCUCAGGGAGGUGAUCACAAGAGACUUGCUGCCUUCCUCUGCCAUGAUCAAAGACUUGAGCCAAAAGUUUGGCUUGCCCAUUUCACUAGAAGAACUCACCGAUGGGAACUUUGUGGCCAUGCUGCCUCAUCCUACCUCCAAUCUUGAGGACUUUCGAAGUCGGAAUUCCACCCUCAAUUAUGAGAUCCUUGCCCACCAGGAGAAGUACCUGCAGUGGCGGAACGUUAUGAUGUCGAGGAAUAAAAGCCAGAAUCACAGUCUGAUCCAGGAUGGGCAAGAAGUGCUGUGUGCAGGGCUCAACCACACCAAAAGCACUCACUCAUAA
Messenger RNA from Miniopterus natalensis, 2409 nucleotides. NCBI's taxonomy places the organism in Eukaryota, Metazoa, Chordata, Mammalia, Chiroptera, Miniopteridae. The record is from RefSeq and is a predicted model, not a curated record.